Molecule: messenger RNA, 1161 nt
Organism: Knipowitschia caucasica
Lineage: Eukaryota; Metazoa; Chordata; Actinopteri; Gobiiformes; Gobiidae
Source: the annotation of a GenBank genome assembly
AUGUCUAGGUUUCUCAAGACUUUGAAGGAUUCUCCCAAACGGUUUGGGCUCAGCAGGCCGAUUGGUGAGGAGUUUCCUUCUGUGGAAGAACUCUGUCAGACUACGAGACUGACUGAGUUUCUAAAGACAGCCAAUGUGUUCAGCGGUCACGAUGAGGUGGAGCACCGGGAAAAGAUUGUGGGAAAUCUUUCGUCCCUUUUCAAGCAAUGGCUGCAAGAGAUGUGCACUGAAAUGAACGUGCCUCAGUUGGUCAGAGAGCAGGUGGGCGGCAAGGUGCUUUCGUAUGGAUCUUUUGCAAUGGGUCAAAACAUGAAGGACGCAGACAUCGACCUGCUGUGCGUGGGACCACGGUUCAUUCCUCGGGAAUCCUUUUUCUCCUCCUUUGUGGAGAAACUAAGAGGACAACAGCAUGUUCAAGUCAAACAUGUUCUUGAGAAUGCAUUUGUGCCCGUCAUCAAACUGAUUGUUGAUUCAGUAGAGGUCGACAUGGUCUACGUAAAAAUCAACGGGAGGCGAGUGUCCGACAGCCUGGACUUGAUGGACAGCACUAUUCUACAGGAGAUGGACGUGAUCUCUGUCCGCAGUCUCCAGGGUUACCGGGGCACACAGGAGAUCAUGAGCCUGGUGCCCAAUGCCUACACUUUUAGAUUGGCACUGGCUGCUAUCAAGCAGUGGGCCAAAAGAAGAAACAUCUACUCCAACAUGUUGGGCUUCUUGUGUGGAGUGUCAUGUGGCAUCAUGCUGGCCAGGAUCUGCCAGAUGUGCCCGUAUGCCACGGCUGCAGUGACGGUGGCAACAUUUUUCAGGGUCUACUCCAGCUGGAACUGGGCCUCUCCUGUCAUGCUGAGAGUCCCAGAGGAGCAAAACUGCAACUUGCCCUCAUGGCAUCCAAGUAUGACUAGGCAGGAGCAAAUGGCCAUCAUCACGCCUUCAUAUCCGCAGCAGAACUCGUCCUACAAUGUCAAUCCGUCCACGUUAAAAAUCAUGAAGGAGGAGAUUCGGCGAGGUCACGCAAUAAUGGAGCAUGGUCUUCAAAACGGGUCGCUUUGGAAGCAGUUGUUCGAGCCGUCUGACUUCUUCAAAGAAUACAGGUACGUCUCUAAAAACCUGGAGCCAGUUUCUACUGUGGAUGAAUGUUUCUUUCUGCUUCGUCUUCCGUGA